Messenger RNA from Candidula unifasciata, 229 nucleotides. NCBI's taxonomy places the organism in Eukaryota, Metazoa, Mollusca, Gastropoda, Stylommatophora, Geomitridae. The record is from the annotation of a GenBank genome assembly.
AUGGAAACAAACAAUUCUGAAGUGAAACACAACAAUACGACCACAGACUUGGCUGUGCUGUUUGUGUAUCAUGGUUUAGUCAGCGAUAACACCAGAGAAAUAUUCCAGUGGAUCUUCUUCGCUGUGCUAUCUCAGGUCAUUUCUUGUUUUGGCACUGUGACGAAUAUUGUGAACAUUAUUUGUUUUCUGAAGACAGGGUUCAAAGACGUGGUCAAUAUUAGCUUGUUGG